CCCAGACGCCCGCACAGGGGCAUUUGUGCUUUCUGCACGCGAAACCGACACCCAUCUACACGUCACAAUACAUAACAGCACAUUUCGAGGUUUCAGGGCGCCACGUUCAGUCUUGGAAUUGCAUGGAUCUUACCAAGCUGCCAGUCGACUUGUUCUGUCUCAUUGCACAUUUGAGAACAGCUCGUAUGGGGAGAGCUUCCUGAAAACUGCCUUUCUACAGACAUGUGUAGAUGGCAGUAGUCUGCGGUUCAAUAAUGGAUUGAACAUAAACACAGCUGGGUUCAUCAUUGAACACCGUAUGACAUUGGUGAAUCGUCUUAUCGGGAUAUUCGACUCUAGAUUUGAGUACAACGAAAGACCUGAUGCCCGUUUUGCCACCGGGGCAGAUGUUGUCGUACGGCCAUUUCUGUCUAAGCUGGCUAACAGAAGUUUCCUCAUCAUCGACUCUGCUGUGUUCCUCCACUCAAGGCACGCUGGGCAGCCAUUUCUGCAGUUGUUCUGGAGUAAGGCGUACUUGCGCAACAACUCCUUCAUACAACACAAUUGUGGAUUGGCGGAUAUGGCAUUGGCUAGCAGUAUUGUUACCAUCGAUGGCACGCAUCGGUCUCCAUGCGUCUGGAGCUUUAACGAUCGGUUCAAGUUAGACAAGUCCCAGGUCAUCGUAACCCAGCUUCAUCACCUGCUCUUGAAUGAGAUUCCAACUCAUCACCCCGUCUUUGACUCUGGGUUCAGUGUACAUGGUGGUACCAAGGGGAAAGUCGUCAAAGAUCUCUCAUUCGGGGUGAUUGUUGCAGAUAUCUUCCAGCGCUAUGGAGCCUGUGCCCUGGAAGGCCGUGGGAGGUCCAAUGCAGAUAUCGGUGAAUACAUGUACAGCCAUAGGCCGCAGAAAGGCAGUGACGGCCUACCACGCAUAUGCUCAAUUCAAGUUGAUAUGGCUUUGCAGUUCACAUGUGUUAACCCGACGCUUGAGCGUGAAACCUUCUUCUCUAAGCCUACAGACUGUGACAUGUACGGUAUGAAGAGGUUGUUAGCAUGUUCAGCAGAGCAUUUCAAUAUCACAAGGAGCCUGCUAUGUGCGAAUGAUCAAAGUCAGGCCCUGAUUGUCAAGGAAUUCAAUCAGCUGGCGGUGUUGUCAAAGGGACUGCCUACAUGGAUCCUAUUUCAAGAGUCGAGUACGGAAUGCUUGAAGAGACUGGAUGGCGACACAUGGCUGUAUGCCAAUACUAAUUGCAAUCGCAUGGCUAUCACCAGCAAAGUCCUGGAAUAUAGAAAAAAAACUUCACGGCUACUCCACCGUGAUUAUGCCCUGAAUACCCUGGUUGAUGUGGUGAGAGCACGUAAUGACUCCAUCAGUAAUGUUCUCCUAGGCCAAGAGCACUGGUAUCUGCCAUGGGUGCAUGCUGCCGCUGUUGGCUGGAACGAGGGUGGUUGGGAUACGCCACUUCUGAGAUACGCCGGUAAACAAGGCCCGUCGCAAUCAAGCAUAUCGCAACUCAUUCUCUACCCAUCGCCGGGGGAAGUUAUCACUCUCAACAUCGAUACCCGAGAUAGUUUGAUGAACAUUCUUCCCUGCAGCCUCUCUCUAACUGUGGCGGAAGACAAUAGGCGACAAGCUUCGGUUACUCUCUUGCGAUACGAGGGCGAUGCAUCAUCCCUUGGUUUCGAGCCUGUGGACAGCGUUGAGUUUCUAUCAAGAGACGGCCUCACUGGAAUUGCUUUAGGCGGGCAGCCAGGUGCUGUAGGUUGGCUGUUCCUGAGCAUUAAAGGCAGGAACAGCGCCAGAGUUGAGCUUCCGCAGACAAGAUUCGAGCUGGAGAUCCCGUUCAAGAUUCGCCCAUGCCAUAAGGGUUUCCAUGGCCCUGUCGAAAAGGAAUACGGAACAAUGUUCGGCAAGAAGACGUUCUGGACAUGCGAAUGCAGUAAAUUACAAUUUCCCGGUAUCCGCAACUGCACACAAGGCCGCCAUUUGAACAUCCGAUCUGGAUAUUGGGCUGGCAACCCACUCGACGACCCAGAAUUGCAAGGAGAGCGAAAUCUUUCAGACAUGGUGACCUGGGAGAUGAACGAGUCGCUUCAAUUCAAUGACUCUAACAUGUUCACGAAGUACAUAGAUUACCCGUUCGAGAUAGCGCAGUGCAAGAAUGGGCUGUGCUUUAAUCGCGACUGGAAGUAUGGCGAAGGUCAAUCCUGUCCAGGAUAUUCGUCCGGUCCACUGUGCGGUCGUUGCUUGCAGGGAUACUGGCAGACUCUCGCCACUCAGAAAUGCCAACAUUGCUCGCUCUCCUCUCGUCGAAUACCCUUACACUGGUAUGUGGUCACAACGAUUGCUUUGACAGUAGCCAGCUUCCUCCUAAUGUUACGAUUCAACUUCGGUAUUUCCCCAGUACUGGAUAGCUGGCUGUUCCUUAUUCAGGCCUGCUGGUACGUGUUCCCCAAAGACAAAUCACCAAUCCAUGCCGCGAUUCACUCAAUACUGACAUUUGGCCUGGGCAAUCUUUGCUUCGUAGAGCCCCUGGACAGACUGGACAGCGGACAACUCCUUCUGUUGCAACCAAUGACGCUACUCUUCCUCUUCAUGACGGUGAGGGUACUGAGGUCAUACAACGUCACCGGAAAGUACAUUCAACGCCUGCAAAGUCACAUGCUGCUCGUACGCGUCAUGUGGUUCGUGCUGGUGUACAGCUAUUUCGUGUUGGUCUUCACCAGCAUGAAUACCCUGUGGUGCACACGCCUGAGCCACAGAGGACAAGUUCUGGCAGUGGAUGGCGCCAUCAAGUGUUACAAUGGCAAACACAUGCUGCACACCAUCCUUGCAGGGCUGAUUAUCCUCUUGGUCCUAAUUCCAACGCCACUAAUCCUCGCCAUUCCGCAGUGCCAGCGCAGCAUCCACCUGAAGGGAUUCAUUGACGAGGCCAGUAGUCUCUACAAGGAUGAUCGCCGCUGGUGGGCCUCUGUGAACUUACUGAGAAGAGUUGCAGUAGCAAUCAUCAGCGUGAUGAUGACUGGAAGCGAGAAAAGUCGAAUAAUGGCUCUCACCGCAUUUUUCUGGUGCUAUUGCGCAUUUCACACCCAAUGCCGGCCCUUUCGGAGCCACAACCUCGCCGGAGUAUCGGCCAACACUUGGGAGAGCAUGUUUCUCUUCGGCCUUUCGCUUAUUGCAAGCCUCGAGUCACACGCAUUCGACGAGGACGAAGGCCGGCACCGUGCAAUGCACACCGCGGCAUUGACCUUACUGGGUUCCAUGAAUGCUCUCCUGCUCGUGGCAUGCUUAGCCAAACAAUGCUGUUCCAGGCACGGUGGUUAUGGUCUGCUCAAGGACCUGUCGUUAGCAGUAUGGUGGCGCAGAAGGCAGAAUUCCCGGAACAGCGAGACAGAAGUGGAGCUGACAGAGUCUACACUUGACGUCAUGGCUCGCAACAUGAGGGAGCCACUAAUGAUCGAGCAAAUCAGGGAUGCGCAUAGCAGAGGAAGUGACCAUUCCUCACAAAAAUCUUGCAUCAUCCUCUGACGACCUACUGAUCCGGGACUUAUGUCAAUACCCGGUACUAGAACAUGUUGGUAUUCAGCUGUUGUCCCUUAUGUUGACGUUGUUGUUGUUGUUGUUGUUGUUGUUGUUGUUGUUGUUGUUGUUGUUGUUGUUG
Molecule: messenger RNA, 3641 nt
Organism: Sycon ciliatum
Lineage: Eukaryota; Metazoa; Porifera; Calcarea; Leucosolenida; Sycettidae
Exons: 10
Coding region: 299-3508 (1069 amino acids)
Source: RefSeq, a predicted model, not a curated record